GUGACGGAUCAUUUUAUAGAAGCCUAUUGGUUUGGCCUUGAUGAUUUGAGCAAGGAGGGUGAUUUUCGAUGGAGUGAUGGAACAUUCUUGCAAGAAACAGGAUUUGCUACAUGGGCUGCCGGAGAACCCUAGUAAUUAUGACGGAGCGGAACACUGCGUAGAAUACUGGGAUAGAUCUGGUGGCUUGAAUGAGGAGCUCAUUGGUUGGAAUGACCGAUCGUGCGAAUAUUCACAUCGGUUUAUCUGCGAGAAAUCAGAAGUAAAGCCUAAAUAUCUUCUUGCCAUGACUUCAUCCCCUUUCGGGAGUACCGAAACGCCACCUAGUUUCUCUUGUGUACUCUCACCGGACAAUGUACAGGAUACCAUAACCUACACUGAGAGAGAAGUUAGACCAAGCCUCUCUACUGAAGGGUAUUCACUGGACGUACCGGGGACGAACACAUCUCUGAUUGGUGGCUUUACACAGAACCUACCUGCUGGUGCGACCUCCGUUGGAGUUUAUAAGUGUUCCAGUACAUCUACCAUCACUGGUACUUCGACAUCUGUGGAUGUAACUAUCCUCUCACAAGACAGACAUUUUCAACCGAGUGACGGUCGCCCCACCAAAACAAUUUAUCCCGGUGAUGACAUCACACUCUCAGUGUCUACCACUGAUAGGUAUGGAUCGGGGUCGGAUGAAAUCCGUUGGAGCACCUUCUCAAAUCUUGCUGAAGGAUCUUUGUCUCCAAAUGGAGAUGGAACUCUAACCUAUACUAUUCGUUCAGCAACUAAGCGAAAUGCAGAUGUCUACGGAACGUUCCAAAACAAUGCAGUGGACAACCGUCUUUACAGCUUGAUUCGCGUCAUAGUUAGUGACUGUCCCCGUGGCCGAUGGAACCUACCGUUAUGUGAUCGUUUGUGUGAUAACUGCUACAAUGGAGGGAUCUGUCAUCCUCAAUCAGGAACAUGUAUCUGUCCUCCAGGAUUCAUCGGCAAAAAUUGUCUCACCGCAUGCGUCAAGCAUCGUUUUGGAUGGGAUUGUGAACUUGAAUGUGGUGUUGGCAAUGCUCUGGAUGCUUGCAGUGGAAGUCAUAUCUGCCUGCCCGAUCCCUAUGGUUGCAACUGUCUCUCUGGAUACACAGGAAUCUACUGCGAUGAACAAUGCCCUCCAGGGAAGUUUGGUGUUGACUGCAUUCAAAAUUGUCACUGUGCUGGAGGGAUACCAUGUGAUGCUUUCACUGGAAGAUGUGAAGGAAGCUGCGAGGAUGGUUGGUCAGAAGACGGAUGCCAAGUCCCGAUUGUGUGCCCUACUGGUUAUACCGGAAUUACUUGCUCAGAGUUUUGUAAUUGCCCGGAUCACUCAAAAUGUGAGAAGGAAUCAGGGUUCUGUACUUCAACACAAGGACAAUGUGAGAUUGGAUACGUUGCUCAAUCUCCAGAAACACCUGACCUUUGUUCCACUUUUUCUGGGUGUUUUGACUCUUGUUCGAAAACAUGUCAUUGUGCUGGUGGUUUUGAAGACUGCGACCCAGAGACCGGGAUGUGCUCAUCAUGCCACCCUCGUUGGAUGGGAGACAAUUGUCAAAUAGAUCGUUUUACCGUCACAAGGGAGAAGGCGAACCCAGGAAUUGCGAUCUUUUCAUGUGCAUUUACUCCUGAUUCACCGGACAGUACCCUCGUCGUCAGAGCUAGUAUAGGAAACCUAUCUAGGAAUAGUUUGAUGAACGAACAGGGGGCUCAAACUCCAGCUGAAGAGCCUUCAGUACAGUCGAACUUUACCUUGUUCUCUGACGACAUUGAAACUCAACCCAUCUAUUGUUUUGUGGGUGAUUCAACGAGUGACGGUGGAUUCGCUUACGCCAGGUUGUCACCUUCGGGUACAUUCGCACUUCCAGUGAUCAGAAAUCCGCCUCGAAUUGCAGAGCUGGGUUUUAACCAUGCCGUCAUUGCUUGGGACCCCUGGGACCCUUCAGUUGAUGUCGGUGAUGGUCCUAUCGUUGGAUACAAAGUAUACGUUACUUCUUCUGAUGGGAACGAAACAAACACCUUUAUAACGGCAUCAGGUGUUCCAUCACCAUCGCCAGGAUCUGUGCCUUCAAGGAAAAGAAGAGAGUACGUAGGAUCGAUGAAAUCUUCCUACGAAGUAUUUACAACGGUAAGGGAAGAACGAGACGGAAGGCUGAUAAAACAACUUCAGGUGGAACCCUUACCCAAUGAGACUUCUAGGAAGAAGAGGCAGGGAGACUUAGACAUCCUGAUGCACAACAUCACAGGCCUAGACCAAGGUCAGUCGUAUGAAAUUCGGAUGUCGGCAGUUCGUGAAGGGCUAGGCGGUGAAGGAGAAAAGAGUCCUGCUUUGAGUUUGACAACUCGCGAAAUAGAUCCGAUUUCUGGCGCUUCUAAUAUUGGUCCAAUCAUUGGUGGCUGUAUAGGUGGAAUAAUUAUCAUUCUGUUGAUUGUCGGCCUGGUGAUCAUGAAAGUUAAAAAAAGAAGAUCUAGAGAUCGACCCGAAGAAGUUUCCAAAUCUGUGACUUACAAAAACGAUGGAUUUAUCGAAGGCAUUGCCACUGAUAAAGGCCAAGAAACAGACGAACCAUCUCAGCGGUAUGAGAACCUUGGACGUCGGAAACCGAUGGAACCUUCAAACCAGAUUCCUAUGCCCGACGUACCAACUAGGCCUACUCGUUUAGACGAGGGUGGCAAACCUACACGGGUUACAGUAGAGGGAUCUCCAAAGGAUCGUCGCCUCAUACCUGUCUCAGAGUUCGCAACCUUUGUUGACAACAUUAAGCACAAUGACUCGUUCUAUGAGGAUUUCCGAACCUUGGCAAGGAUUUGCCCUGACCCUCCAGCAUCGUUGAUAAAAACUGCUUUGAAGAAAGAAAACCGGUCAAAGAGUAGGAGUGCUAACAGCCACCCACUGGAUAGGAACCGAGUCAUCCUCGAGUCUUUGGGCUCCGUAGAUUCAGAUUUCAUCGAUGCCAGCUACGUUAAGGGUAUUCGAUACAGGUUUAUAACCACACAGAUGCCUAUGCCUAACACAAUCGCUGAUUUCUGGAACAUGGUGUUUUACAAUCAACCCUCCGUGAUCAUAAUGCUGAACGGUGAUGACAGACGUAACAAGAGUUUUGCCCAAUACUGGUUGGACAGUGGCGUUGCAACUUUCGGAUCCUUUUCUAUCACUACGGUGUCUGUCUCAGAGAACGAAGGACUGAUAGAGAGGGAGAUGCAAGUUACUAGAAAUAAUUCAAAGGCUCAUCAUAUCGUGAAGCAAUACCAGUUCUUAGACUGGCCAAACAAGACCGAGCAGCAAGAGAAUCGAGCUCCUGAACUAAUCGAUCUGAUGACAAAAGUUCAGGAAACUUUGAAAGCAUCCUCAGAAGGGUUCCCAGUUCUUGUUCAUUGCAUGGAUGGAGUUGGCCGAACAGGUGUGUUCUGUAGCACGCUUGAGUGCAUCGCACAAGUAAACGAAGAGGGCGCUGUUGAUGUCUUUCACGUGGUGAAGAUGCUCAGGAACGAAAGGAUGCAUUUCGUACAAACCGAGGAAGAAUAUUCGUUCAUCCAUGAGCUGAUCAAAGAAUAUCUUCGAGAACAUGAGUACGAGGAACCGCUACCCGAGGUCUCGUCGAACGAUCACACUUACACGAACGUAUGCUGAAUCACCUCUGGCCCAGGUUCCGGUGAGAGCAAGCAUGUCUACGCACAACUGUAAGAGGACUCCCCAGAUAAACGAGUAUAUACGUACCCCAUUGAUGACAGAUAUUUCCGAAUGAGCAUUAAAUACUCUUCUAGCUAACGAAUCCAAGUACUAGGGAAUUGCUUAAAAAGGAAUGACGCACUUGCGAUCACUGAACACACGAAAUGGUCUCCUUGAUAAACUUAAAGUUAGUCCAAACGGAGCGUCAAGUUAUUCAGAACAGUUCGUCUAACAAGACGGAGCAGCUUUACAUCAUCUUUAGCGUGUGUUGCACCACGAAUUGUCCUGCGACAAUUUGUGCAAAAUUUGACACCACAAAUUUUCACCCAUGCACAAAUUGUUUCCUCAUUUAGGCGACAAUUUGUGGAGGACGAGGGGAUACCACAAGUGUCACCACAUUUCACUUAACAAACAAAAUAGGUCAUGUAGAAUUGCUAUGCAAUCAGACCAUUUGGCUAUUAGACGAAUUGGUCAUUAGACCUAGUAUAUAUUAGAUCAAUUGCAAAUUAGACCAAAUUAUUAGUAGACCUAAUAUAUAUUAGAUCAAUUGCAAAUUAGACCAAAUUAUUAGUAGACCAAAUGAAUUAAGCCCAUGUUUUAUUAGACAAACGGAGAAUUAGUCCAACUGUUGUUAGACCAUGUGGAGGCUCUGCAGCUGUUCUCUAUAUCCACCCCAAAGGUAAAUUACCAGUUGGUCUAAGCCCGACCUUAUUAUAAUGCUGUUUAGCCUCAUCCUAUACAAGGUAUAAUUCCAUUUCGUCUAGAAAUUACUCUUUGGUCUAAUUGUUAUUUUUCCUAUUUACCAUUCCGUCUAAUUUCCAUUUGGUCUAAUUUCUAUUUUUUCUAAUAUCUAAUUGGUCUAACAUCACCUGGUCAAUUCCUGUAACAGUAUUUCAUUCGAUAUUUCAUAUGACAAUAUUUCAUUUGGAUUUAGACGAAAAGGAUAUUAGAUCCUUUGGCUAUACGACGAUUCGGCAUUUAAACCGACUAAUUAUAUUCGACCAGGUCCUAUACAUUAGACCAAGUGGAAGUUAUACUUUUACAACAGCAAGUGGGUUUAGGUCGUAUGGUAUUAGACGAUCAGAGAGUUGACCAACUGCUACUGCUAGACCAAGUGGAUGUAACCCCCCCCCUAAAAAAAGGAUAAAUAAAAUGAAAUAAAAACGAAAAAAUGAAUAAUAAUAAUAACCACAUCCACACACACCCUCCUCUAACACAACGCACACAACCUUACCACAAACAAUGACACACACCAGGAUGCACAUACACUACACAUCAAGGGGUGUUUCAUCAAUAUUUUCGUCCGACAAGUUGUCAGAUCUGACAACUUUCCUGGAUUCUGAUUGGUUGAGAAGCA
Lytechinus variegatus (green sea urchin) is the source of this 5033-nucleotide messenger RNA. RefSeq lists its product as uncharacterized. Gene Ontology annotation, biological process: protein dephosphorylation. Gene Ontology annotation, molecular function: protein binding; protein tyrosine phosphatase activity. NCBI's taxonomy places the organism in Eukaryota, Metazoa, Echinodermata, Echinoidea, Temnopleuroida, Toxopneustidae. The record is from RefSeq and is a predicted model, not a curated record. The coding region runs from base 77 to 3637 and encodes 1186 amino acids. The transcript is spliced from 21 exons.